AUGAAUAAAGAGAAGGGACUGCUGGAUAAUACUGCAGUAUCCACAAUCAUUGAAAACUCUACCAAAAGCGCGUGGAUCGGUCUCUAUUGUUUCGAGAAUGAUCCAGAAAAGUGUUCAUGGGAUAGUGAAAAUGGUAACGCUAAAGAAUACAACAAUUUUGCAGCAAAUUUCCCAUACAUUGAAAUGGACAAGUGUGUUUACUUCAAAUCAUCUGGAAAACUAGCUGGCAAAUGGCUUAGCGGAGAUUGUCAAGAAGAUCAGCGAUCAUUCGUCUGUGAGAUUCCAACCACCAGUUUCGAAGCUCGUGCUUGGCCUGGACAUUAUUACCAAUGGGUGGAUGAUUCGAAAUUUGAUUAUUUCAAUUUUGACGUUAAAGCGGAAAAUUGUCUGACCAUGAGUCUCAAAACCACAGUGACCAAAACAUCAGGCUUUUGGUAUGGCACCGAUUGUCUUGCAACGGAACAUUUCUUGUGCAAAAGGUGGAUUGGGAAGGAUUGUGAAUCAUCUCCAUCAACCGUCGCCCCAUUGGAAUCAAAGGAAUAUUACUCGUUUUUCAUGAAGUCUGGAACAUUCUCAUCGCCUAAUUACCCCAAAAAUUAUACUGCUAAUUCUACCAGUGUUUACAGUUUAGCGACACUUGGCUCUCAAAAAAUUCGCCUGACUUUUAAUGAAAUUCUAACUGAACCUGAUUACGAUCAGAUUCUCAUUUAUGAUGGAGAUUCUGUUGAGAGUCCAUUGAUCGGAAACUUCAGCGGAGUUCAUUUCAAAAAGCAAAUAGAGUCAUCUACUAAUAAUUUGUAUAUUACUUUCAUAACUGAUUCAACAGUGAAUUCAUUCGGUUUCACUGCCAGUUUCCAAUCAAUUAUUUAA
This is a messenger RNA of Caenorhabditis briggsae, 870 nucleotides long. The record is from RefSeq and is a predicted model, not a curated record. The coding region runs from base 1 to 870 and encodes 289 amino acids. Lineage: Eukaryota; Metazoa; Nematoda; Chromadorea; Rhabditida; Rhabditidae. The transcript has 4 exons.